This is a messenger RNA of Colletotrichum acutatum, 1924 nucleotides long. RefSeq names its product Dynamitin-domain-containing protein. The record is from RefSeq and is a predicted model, not a curated record. Bases 178 to 1467 code for a protein of 429 amino acids. Lineage: Eukaryota; Fungi; Ascomycota; Sordariomycetes; Glomerellales; Glomerellaceae. Gene Ontology annotation, biological process: mitotic spindle organization. Gene Ontology annotation, cellular component: dynactin complex; cytoplasm. The transcript has 3 exons.
UGGAGCUCCCCUUCCUGCGCAGGGGUCUUUGAUUGUUGACUUUACUACUCCGUACAUCGACAACUCGGCCGUUAAGCUUCACGGGCGACGCCUUACCGACGACUCGAAAGAGGUGCAUUGCCAGACAACGCGCGUCCUAAUCCGCCGAAUCCCCCAAUUCUACCCCGAUUCUUCGUCAUGGCGUUGAAUCGGAAAUACGCAGCAUUGCCAGACCUUGACUCGGCCCCGGACGUGUACGAGACGCCAGAGCUGACCGACGACACCUCCACUGUUCCUACGACAACCGGACAAUCGCAUUCGGACGACGAUUUCGACGACGACCUCGACGAUGACGCCAAUGGCAUUUCAAGGUCCCGACUUCGGGUAGAUGAGGCACGAUCUCGUUUCCUUCCGGCGGGCGUGGACGCCACAGGGGUCGACUUUUCCGAUCGAGUAGACGGCAAACGCAAAUCAUACAAGGCAUCAACGAGACGCCAGCGUUUCCUGCAGGAUGGUACGGAGCAAUUCGGCGAUCUUAGCGACGAGGACGAGGAGGACAGCCUGGAACGCAAGAUAGCGCGGCUGCAACGAGAAGUAGAGGAAGCCAAGGAGGAGUACGGAAAGAGGAAGGAGGCUGCAGCAAAACCUACGACAGGAGACCAUGACGAGAAAUUAGGGUCUCUCAGCAAGGUCCUGGAUGAGAUCUCCAAAACUCUGGAACCGCAUACCAGCGCUUCUCGCGCACUUCAGCCAGUGUCUCAAUCAUCUGGACCAUCUAAGAAUGAAUCGCAAGACUUGGUGGCACCGGGGAGCUCUGCGACCUACACAGUAACGUAUGCUCCUACCUACGAACAGAGUCACGCUCUUGCCACCGCCGCGGACUUUGACCGACGACUGGUCCUCCUUGAGAAGGCAAUCGGAGUAGGAUCAACCGCCCUGCCGGAAGUCGACAUCAAUGGGCUGCCCAGAGCCAUUCUUCCCACGCUUGAUGGGCUCCAGAAGCAGAUUACAACUCUGUCGCAGGCGUCAACAUCGAAUCUAGAUUCAAUCAGCCGUCGAGUCCGUACCCUCAUCCAAGAAGCUCAGGAGCUGGAAAAGGCACGCCAGGGGGCUAAAUCUGCGCAAGAAACCCUCGGCAAUGGUACGGCAUCCAGCGAGGAUGCCCCGGCUCCCGAGCAGCUGGCAAAGAUUAACGCUCUUUAUGGGACUUUGCCGGCCAUUGAGAACCUCGCUCCUCUCUUACCACCAUUGCUUGACCGCCUGAGGUCCCUCCGCGCAAUCCACUCUGACGCUGCUACUGCGGGCGAGAUGCUUGGCAGAAUCGAAAAGCAACAAACCGAUAUGGCGACGGACCUUAAGCAAUGGAAGGAUGGUUUGGAAAAGGUCGAGGAGGCGAUGAAGGAGGGUGGCACUGCCAUGACCGGAAACAUGAAGGUCAUGGAGGCAUGGGUAAAGGACUUGGAGGGACGCAUUGCGAAGUUGCCAUGAUUGACUUCCGCCGUCAAAAGAUACCCCUGCUUUAAUCGAACAAUCGAGCCGAGUUACAAAUCUCUUGCGAACGUGUCCAUAAUCUGGCCAUCGAUGUGUCGUUGUAGAAUGGCUGAGCCCUUGCGAGGUUUUAGGAUCUAAGCUUCCCAACUUCGACGUGCAUGUAUGUCACUACGGACCCGACUACGGAAAAUCAUCAAAGCACCUUAGAUGAACUCCGCAACCCGAUCAAAAAUUAUUUGAAAUGUGAGAUGCGUUCGAAGUAUAGCAAACUUAUUGCCAGUCUCUACUUCCGCAGACGCCCACCCUACUUCCGUCUGAUGCAUCGGCAUCUGUUUCUUACAGUAAGGUAGAGUGAUCAACAGACAAUGCCCUUCAUAUGCCUGUUUCUGGGCUAUUAAGGUAUGCAGCACAAAUAUGGGGUUGAAGAUGGGUUUCGGUAAGCGGUGAGCACGGC